Molecule: messenger RNA, 505 nt
Organism: Rubroshorea leprosula
Lineage: Eukaryota; Viridiplantae; Streptophyta; Magnoliopsida; Malvales; Dipterocarpaceae
Source: the annotation of a GenBank genome assembly
CAAAUCCCAACACUGAUCUUCGGUGCUGUCUCUCUUCUUCUCCUUCAUUCUCCUUCGCUUGAGCAAGUAUCGACGACCAAGGGUGAGUCCAUGUUUCUGCUUCGAAGGGAGAACGAAAAGCCCAAGGUUCUCUUCAAUGCCUUUUCAAGUUUUGAAUCUCAUUAGUUCGUCGGAUUUUGAUUUCAAGUACUUCGUUCUGCUUAAUAAGCAUCUAUGGCUUUCGGUUUUUGUUCUAUUAAUAGAUCGAGGAGUAUCGCUUUGUUCGUCAGUGGUUUUAGUGUGCCAGGGUUUUCGUUUGCUGUUUUAUGAAGUACCAAUGGAAUCUGUUAUAAUUUGGGUCAGAAUCAACGAUGUCGUAAUCAUGGAUUUCGUUUGAUGUUCACGAAGAUGUCCAGUGUUAAUUUGAUCAUAUUAAUUUUUGAAUCUCUGAACAAGUUUUGGUUUUGGUGAUUUGAAGAAUGGGGUUUUGAACUGUUGUUAUUUUUUAUAAAUUUUCUGCAUUUAU